CCAGAUGCUGUGGGUCCGUAACAUGUAUGGACCAGGGGCAGCCAGAUGCAGGCCAGGGCCCAGCGGGAGGGAGUCGGGACUCCUUAUCUUCUCAGUUCUCUUCUUCCUGCUGUUCCCACUGGUGCAUGGAGAAUCCCAAACCGCCCCAGGCAACGUGCUGGUGGUGAGAAAGGAGAUGUGGCGACUCUGUGGCAGCGUGGCCCUGGACCCCAAGAACCCCAAGUGGAGCUGCUGCAGAGACGUGUACCCCUUCCACCGCCCCACUCAGAGGUGCUGCCAGACCUCAGGGGUAUUCGUCAUCCCCAAGGACUGCGGCAAGUCAGAGGCUGAAGACUGUAGGACAUACACCCAGCGGACCCCAGGCAUUCAUCUAAAUUCUAAGGGACCUCAGGAGAUUUGCAAGGAGGGGGGCAGUGGCCAGGGGCAGGUGCACCCAGGCUAACCCCUGAACCUGUCUCCAGGCCCCCUUUUCCUGCCCUGCAGUGUGGCUCAGUGGUUGUGCGCGGACCUCUGAACCAGGAGGGCACACGCCU
Molecule: messenger RNA, 533 nt
Organism: Pipistrellus kuhlii (Kuhl's pipistrelle)
Lineage: Eukaryota; Metazoa; Chordata; Mammalia; Chiroptera; Vespertilionidae
Exons: 4
Coding region: 5-442 (145 amino acids)
Source: RefSeq, a predicted model, not a curated record